Molecule: messenger RNA, 1047 nt
Organism: Haliotis rubra (blacklip abalone)
Lineage: Eukaryota; Metazoa; Mollusca; Gastropoda; Lepetellida; Haliotidae
Exons: 6
Coding region: 58-795 (245 amino acids)
Source: RefSeq, a predicted model, not a curated record
AUAAGACAAGGACUUCAGAGUGUGUCUCUCGCCGCUGCUGUUCGUAGACUUUACAACAUGAGGGUGCUGAUACUUGCUAUAUGUCUGGCCACAGCCACGUGUGUUCCUCGAGAGCGAGGUUUGAUGGACCUCCUGUCUGGUGCCACCAAUGGUACGGAACUGGGAACAGCUUUCAAAGUCAUCAAUGCUUUUGGCAAAGUCAGCCAGUUCAUCGACGAUCUGAAGAACCUGGCCCCAGAUGCACACAAGGCCCUGAACAGCAGCAUCAGUGAUAUCAAGGGCAGCAUGAACAGCAUCAUCGGUGACAUCACAAGCUCUCUCAUGAGUGGUGGAGCUCAGAAAAGUCGCCGUGGUCUGAUGGACCUCCUGUCUGGUGCCACCAAUGGUACGGAACUGGGAACAGCUUUCAAAGUCAUCAAUGCUUUUGGCAAAGUCAGCCAGUUCAUCGACGAUCUGAAGAACCUGGCCCCAGAUGCACACAAGGCCCUGAACAGCAGCAUCAGUGAUAUCAAGGGCAGCAUGAACAGCAUCAUCGGUGACAUCACAAGCUCUCUCAUGAGUGGUGGAGCUCAGAAAAGUCGCCGUGGUCUGAUGGACCUCCUGUCUGGUGCCACCAAUGGUACGGAACUGGGAACAGCUUUCAAAGUCAUCAAUGCUUUUGGCAAAGUCAGCCAGUUCAUCGACGAUCUGAAGAACCUGGCCCCAGAUGCACACAAGGCCCUGAACAGCAGCAUCAGUGAUAUCAAGGGCAGCAUGAACAGCAUCAUCGGUGACAUCACAAGCUCUCUCUCAUGAGUGGUGGAGCUCAGAAAAGUCGCCGUGGUCUGAUGGACCUCCUGUCUGGUGCCACCAAUGGUACGGAACUGGGGACAGCUUUCAAAGUCAUCAAUGCUUUUGGCAAAGUCAGCCAGUUCAUCGACGAUCUGAAGAACCUGGCCCCAGAUGCACACAAGGCCCUGAACAGCAGCAUCAGUGAUAUCAAGGGCAGCAUGAACAGCAUCAUCGGUGACAUCACAAGCUCUCUCAUGAGUGGUGGAGCUCAGAAAA